GCAUUCCAAGCAAAAUACUUCACGACCUGAGAGACCCAUGGAAUCUGCUCGGACGACCGAGCUGGAAGAAAGAACCAGAGUUCUAGAAAUAAGAACUAGAGUUCUAGAAAUGGUCAUGGGAAGAAUCCUCUCUCGUCUGAUCCCUGAUGACCCCCUAAUUCCUCUGCUGAAUAGGGGUGAGCAGUCGACAGCAGUAAUUGCAACCCACAACUCCCCGGCCUUGAGUAAUGUGGUGGUUCCAACCAAGUCAAGGGGAAGUGGAAGGUUAAAUCCAAAACCCAGCUCGUCCAAACACAAUGAUGAAUUAAUGAAGAAAAAUGCAGAACUCGAGAAGCAGCUAAAAGAUAUACAAAGGUCUGUUGACGAGCUAAAAAGUCUGAGUUCGUGUCAGCAAACCUUGGAUUUAGACAGUGCCCCUCUCAACCUGUCCAUUACAGCAGAACCAUAUCAGGAAGGAUUCAAAAUUCCCCAUUUAGAAACAUAUGAUGGUUUCAGCAACCCAGACAAACACUUACACACCUAUCAAGCCAUCAUAAAAAUUCAGAACGCUACUGAUGCAAUGAUAUGCAAGGUGUUCCCUACAACAUUGAAAUCUACUGCUAGAAGAUGGUACCACAAGCUCCCUAGACACUCUAUAGUUUUGUACUCCCAGCUCGCCACUUUGUUCUCUAACAAAUUUGCGAGCCAGAGGGAGAUAAAACAUACUGCUACUAAGUUGAUGCAAGUUCACCAGAGGGAGGGAGAAUCUUUGAGAGACUAUAUGCAACAGUUCAACAAGACCACCCUAGACAUUGAUAAUGUUCUUGAUACCCUUUGUUUGUCUGCCCUACUGCACGGUCUCAAACCUGGUCGGUUCUUAGACGACCUCUUAGAAAAUCCCCCGAAGUCAUGGAACGAAGUAAAUGACAAAUCAGCGAGCUUCAUAUUAUCAGAAAACUUUCAGUCGUCUAAGCGACAAGUUGACGAUAAACAAGGUAAAGAGUACAAACAACCAAAAGAGAGGGAAGAAAAGAAAAAACAGAAAGUCGACGAGCAGAGUGGAAAGCCAAAUAAAGACUAGGCUUCAAUUCAGGUGAAUGUAUGGGUUUUAUUGUAUUUCAUUAAGUGCUAAAAUAGAAAUUAUAUGUAUAUUUAUACUCUCUAUAUAUAAGUGAUAAGAAAUCUCAAAUUAAUUG
Molecule: messenger RNA, 1175 nt
Organism: Rubroshorea leprosula
Lineage: Eukaryota; Viridiplantae; Streptophyta; Magnoliopsida; Malvales; Dipterocarpaceae
Source: the annotation of a GenBank genome assembly